Molecule: messenger RNA, 1032 nt
Organism: Galleria mellonella (greater wax moth)
Lineage: Eukaryota; Metazoa; Arthropoda; Insecta; Lepidoptera; Pyralidae
Product: protein FAM151A
Exons: 5
Coding region: 158-1009 (283 amino acids)
Source: RefSeq, a predicted model, not a curated record
GGGGAAUUGGUCAAUUUAGUAAUCAGCCAGGUGACGCAGGCGGUGGCAAUUUGUGGUCAGACAAGAAGGGUCGGACGGUCGGAUGGUCGGACCGCACCCCAGAGUUGAGAGUUAAGUGAUAUUAUAAAAAAAAAAAAGAAAAUUAAAAAACUAAAAUAUGUGGGGACUAAUUGUUGCAGCAGUUACAGUGGCGGUGGUAAAAAGUGAAGAGGAAGCAAUGAAAAAUCUAACCACAGUAAGCUGGGCUCAUGCUGUCAACAAUAAAACAUAUUUGGAAGCAGCUUUAGCAAGUGAAAUCUCAAUGCUUGAAGCGGAUAUAGUCCUAGGCCAGAUCAAUGGUAAAGAAGGCCCCCCUAUCCCGGUGAUGGCUCACCCCCCGGCCACAACCUCCGACCUGUCUCUCUCAGAGUUCCUCUCGUCCGUGGCGCAGUACAACAACGUGAACUCCAAGCAGAAAGGCGUGAAGCUCGACUUCAAGUCUAUAGAGGCGUUUGAGAAGUCCCAGGAUCAGAUAGCACUUUACAGUAAGCCUGAGAUCCACUUCCCCCUCUGGCUGAACGCAGACAUCCUCGCAGGACCAGUAGAGGCCACAACGAAGCCAGUGGACCCGGUCAAGUUCCUGACGCUGGGCGCAAAGCACCCCCGCUCCGUGCUGUCCAUAGGCUGGACUACCAAUUACGGGGGUAACAUCACCGAGGGUGAAUACAGCAGGGAGCAAAUUGGAGCAAUGUUGAGACUCAUACACGAGAACCACAUAAAUCAGACUGUCACUUUCCCUGUCCGUGCGGGCCUCGCGUCCAACAGCCAGCCAGUUGUACUGGACCUUCUCCGAGAGACGUCUUCCCUCAAUUCCUCGAUAACAGUGUGGUCCAGCGAGGGUGACGCUGUGGAGGUAGACCGGCUGAAGGCCCUGAUCCUCACGGUUGGACUUGAGAGGACGUACCUGGACGUACCACACGAAUUGGCAGCUAAACUACAUCUCCCGCCUGCCGCGAAUGUUAAGAAUUAAAAUGUAAAUUUGUAUACAUGGAA